Nicotiana tabacum (common tobacco) is the source of this 1647-nucleotide messenger RNA. NCBI's taxonomy places the organism in Eukaryota, Viridiplantae, Streptophyta, Magnoliopsida, Solanales, Solanaceae. The record is from RefSeq and is a predicted model, not a curated record.
AUGGAUGAUUUCACCCUCUUUGGUGAUGACUUUGAGGACUGCUUGAAGAAUUUGGAGCUCCUGCUUGAACGUUGUGAAGCCACACACUUGGUCCUUAACUGGGAGAAGUGUCACUUCAUGGUGAAAGAGGGAAUUUUCUUGGGACACAAAGUGAAUGCACAAGGAAUUAAAGUAGAUAGAGCUAAGGAAAAGCUUGUAAGUGCUCAUAUUAUGGUGACACCUGAUUGGAUCCAACCAUUUGAGAUAAUGUGUGAUGCCAGUGAUGUAGCUGCAGGGGCAGUUCUGGGAUCAUAUCUGGUGGGGAGCAAAGUGAUUGUACAUACGGAUCACUCAGCCUUGAAAUAUAUGUUGAGUAAGAAGGAGUCCAAGCCGCAUUUGAUACGCUGGGUGUUGUUUUUCCAAGAGUUUGACUUAGAGAUCAAAGAUCGGAAGGGCACAAAAAAUCAAGUCGCCAAUCUUCUAUCUCGACUUGAGAGACCUCCGAUUGAAACAGUUGAAAUAAGGGAAGAAUUCCCUGAUGAGCAGAUUUUCUCCAUUGUUGCGGUCUUCGAAUGGCCACCUUGGUAUGUUGAUGUAGCCAACUUUUUGGCUAGAAGAUGGUUACCUUGUGAUCUCUCUCGUGAUCAAACAAGGAAGCUUCAAGAUGGUGUGAUUCAAAGAUGUAUGCCUGAAGAAGAUAUGGCAAGCGUUCUGUCUCAUUGCCAUGAUGGAGCAGCUGGAGGACACUAUGGUGGAAAUCGCACUGCAACAAAGGUCAUGGAAAUCGGCUUCUAUUGUCCUACUUUGUACAAAGAUGCACGAGCAUAUGUAGCUGCAUGUGACAAGUGUCAAAGGGUAUGUAAUAUUAGCAAGAGGGACGAAAUGCCUCUCAACUCCAUUCUCGUAUGUGAAAUUUUUGACGCUUGGGGCAUUGACUUCAUGGGUCCAUUCCCAUUGUCACAUUCUUAUGAGUAUAUCCUAGUAGCCAUUGACUACGUAUCUAAGUGGGUUGAAGCAAUCCCUACUAGCACCAAUGAUGCUCGGGUGGUGUGUGAGAUCUUGCGGAAGAAAAUCUUUACCCGCUUUGGGACACCUCGAGUGAUUAUCAAUGACAAUGGGUCACACUUUGUGAACAAGCAGUUUGCUACACUGCUAUUCAAGUAUGGGGUCACACACAAAACAGAAACCUCGUACCAUGCCGAAACUAGUGGACAAGUUGAAGUGGCUAACCGUGAACUUAAAAGAAUUCUUGAAAAGACGGUUAGUGCUUCGCAUAAGGAUUGGUUUGUAAAGUUGGAGGAAGCUCUAUGGGCAUAUAGAACUGCGUUCAAAACAACCAUAGGGACUUCACCGUUCAAACUGGUGUAUGGAAAAUCAUGUCACCUACCUGUUGAGAUAGAACAUAAAGCUUAUUGGGCAAUUAAGAUGCUUAACCUUGAUCUUAUUCUUGCAGGUGAACACAUGUUGGCGCAGAUGAAUGCAUUGGAGGAGUUUAGACUGAACGCGUAUGAAAAUGCGCGGAUUUUCAAGGAAAAGACUAAAAGGUGGCAUGAUAGUCUGAUUAAGCCAAAGGAGUUUCAUGAAGGGGACAGAGUCUUACUGUACAAUAGUAGACUCAGAUUGUUCCAAGAAAAUUUAAGUCUAGAUGGACGGGACCGUAUGCGGUGA